This is a messenger RNA of Neurospora hispaniola, 604 nucleotides long. RefSeq lists its product as uncharacterized. NCBI's taxonomy places the organism in Eukaryota, Fungi, Ascomycota, Sordariomycetes, Sordariales, Sordariaceae. The record is from RefSeq and is a predicted model, not a curated record. Bases 152 to 478 code for a protein of 108 amino acids. The transcript has a single exon.
AGUCCAGAAGGUGAAUAACCAGUUGGUUAUUUGUCCGCGGGUUCUGACAGCAAACAGACACCUCUUUAGUUGAGAUAAUAUGGAAAGUCAAGUUUGUUGCGUGAGAAAAGGACACCUUUAGGGAUGAGAUUCUCGAUUUUCACAACACUCGAUGUUUUUCACUUCUCACAAGUCAGCAGAAUGCCUUCUCCUGUCUAUAAUAGUCGUGGUUCAGAUAUCAAGACUUGGCAAGCUGUCGUGUUCCUCCCAGCCCAUUUUUUUUUUUCAAAUUCCGCGAUCGUGUCGUAGGUUAAAUUGUUAUUUUUAUUCAUGGGAAAAAGACAAAGAAAUUACUCACAAGAAGAAUGGACAAGGAAGAGAGUAUCAGAUCAGUUUCACUCAGAGUCAUGGAGAGAGCGUUUUGUUUAAGCCAGCCCAGAUUUUUCAACCUAACGAGCAAAACAGCACAAAAAAGCAACGAGAUCCAGGUGGUCCCUGAUCAUCAUUAUUAGUAAACAGCCAAACAAACGUCGUCACCCCUCAAGAUGUACAUUGCUAUUUCCCAUAAUCCGUUAGACCCUUCAGGCCUCAGUGGCGGUUUCGGGGUUAUGCUGCCCUACGAUGC